Lathyrus sativus (Indian pea) is the source of this 2094-nucleotide messenger RNA. The record is from the annotation of a GenBank genome assembly. NCBI's taxonomy places the organism in Eukaryota, Viridiplantae, Streptophyta, Magnoliopsida, Fabales, Fabaceae.
AUGGCUCCACCAACCAAAACAACCCCUAAACCCUCGAAACCCAACCACAUUCACCCUCUCACCCCCACUCAAACCACCGAAUCUCCUCCCGUUUCCUCCUCCGCCCCGCCGCGAAGACGCAGUCUCCGCCUCGCCUCUAUUUCCAUCUCCGAACCUUCCCAAUCCUCAACCGAAUCAACCCCCAAACCCACCGCUAGGGUUUCCAGAUCAAAAAUUUCAACCGCUUUGGAAUCCAAACCUAAUCAAGCAGUUGAAAGUUCCGUUAACUUGCGAUCAGGUAAAAGAGUUGUUAAACGUGGAAUCAGUAUUGCAAACGGAGAUGAAGAUGGUUCUGAAAACAACGCUAUAAAGAAGAACAAAAUAAACGAUGAAGGGGAAUCGAGUAAAAGAAGAGAAGAGAAAGGGAAGGAAACCGUUGUUGUUGAUGAAAAUGAAAACACCGAAGUUGUUGUUGGUGAAAAUGUAAACAACGAAGUAUCUGCAAUCGAGAACACAACUGAAGAGAGAAAUGAUGCAUUGAAUGUUACAGAACAAUCUAUAAAUUCUAACAACAGGGAGGAACGUGGUUUAAGGAGGAACCUGGAACGAUUUCGAAAUAUAGCUAGAGAGAACGCGUCUCGUUUUGCUCAUUUUGUAAAUGACGAAAGCGAUGCUGAUGAUUUAUCUCUGGAAAAUGAACCAGAGAAGAAUGAGAUUGAAGAUUGGCCUGGUCCAUUUUCGACUGCUAUGAAAAUCAUUAGGGAUCGAGAGAAGAAAGGGAUUCAAUUUCAAGCAGGCUCUGAUUCUAUACAGAAGAAUUUGAUUGAUUCGAUUAAGUGGAAUCCAAAAACAAAUGUGGAGAAGUUAGAUGGAGCGGUUUCUGUUCCGUCUUUGCAGGAACUUUGCAUUCGGAUUCUUGCUAAGAAUGUUGAUGCGAUUGUUUCGCUUGAGAGUGUGCCUGAUGCUUUGAGGCAUAGGCUUAGUCAGUUGCUGUGUGAUUCGCGGAGAAUUAAUGACCACUUUUUUGAACUUCUUGUUGGUGGAUCUCCCACGGAGAUUCGGCUUAGAAAUUGCUCGUGGUUGUCUGAGGAACAUUUUACCAAGUGCUUUCAAGCAAGUGACAUUUCUAAUUUGGUGGUACUGCAACUUGAUCUGUGUGGGCGAUGUUUGCCAGAUUAUGUGGUAGUUGCUACUUUAGCACGGUCCCCAAAGCUGCUGCCUAGUUUAACUAGUCUAUCUCUCAGAGGUGCAUGCCGACUUUCAGAUGGGGGAUUGCGUGCACUUGUUUCUUCUACUCCAACACUUAGAUCAAUAAAUCUUAGCAUGUGCUCCCUUCUCACUUCUGCUAGUCUUUAUAUUUUGGCUGAAUCAUUAAAAUCUCUUUUGAAAGAGUUGUACCUUGAUCAUUGCCUUGACAUUGAUGCUGCACUAAUUGUGCCGGCACUGGUGGAGUUUGAACAUUUAGAAGUGUUGUCGGUGGCUGGCAUUCCAACUGUUAGCGACACAUUUGUCAAGGAUUACAUUGUUGCACGUGGUCACAACAUGAAAGAGCUGAAUCUGAAGGAUUGCAUAAAUUUGACUGAUGCAUCAAUAAAAGUCAUUGCUGAACACUGUCCUGGAGUAUGCAGGCUUGAUUUAUCGAAUGUUUGCAAAUUAACAGACAUGUCCAUGGGAUAUCUUACAAAUGGUUGUCGUGCACUUCAUACACUGAAGCUUUGCCGUAACUCAUUCAGUGAUGAAGCAGUUGCUGCAUUUGUAGAGACUAAUGGAGAGUCUUUGAAAGAACUAUCACUUAAUAAUGUCAAAAAGGUUGGCUACCACACAACCUUAUCACUUGUAAGCCAUGCAAAAAAACUGCAUAGUCUAGAUGUAUCUUGGUGCCGAAAUUUGACUGACAAUGCCUUAGGUUUGAUAGUGGACAGUUGCUUGUCGCUGCGAUUACUUAAACUUUUUGGAUGUACUCAGGUAACAGAUGUUUUUCUGAAGGGCCACUCAAACUCUCAGAUCCAGAUAAUUGGUAUAAAAAUGACUAAUGUUUUACAACAUGUGAAAGUGCCGGAUCCUCAUCAAGGCGCGUUGAAUUAUUCAUCAGUCUCCAUAGAUUUGGCUGCAUAG